UCGGUGAGCCUGUCCAGACUGAAGCUGGGGAAGCUAAAGGUGGUGCGGCGGCAGCUGCUGCAGCGCUAUGAGCACCAGCCAUUUGUCUCCUGUCUGGCCGGUCUGUACGGCUGCCAGUGGAGAAGAUACCAGCGCGCCAAAGCCCAGCCGGGAGAGUGCUGCUGCAGCCGGUUGGAGUGCAGUAGUUUCGCUCUCCUCAUCGUAACGUUUUUCCUGACGCUGAUAUUCCUGUAUUUCUGGAGUGAAGCGCAAAAUGAUUACAACGACUUCGACUGGUUUAACUUCGGGAACCUGGGCUUCUGGUUUCCGUGGUCAGUGGUGUUGCUGGUGGUCUCAGCGGGUCUCUUCACAUACAUCGCCCUCCUCCUGGUCCUCGCCGUGUGCCUUCUCUCUGAAGGACAGAGGCUUUACCUUCACUGGAGCCACAAGAUUGGUAUCCUGGUGACCCUCACCUUCUCCAUCAGUGCCACCGCUGUGCUCUCUGACUUAUGGAGUAAAGAAUGGACGACGCUGCUCCUUUCUUUUCAGGUCACGGCGCCCUUCCUGCACUUGGGCGGAGUUUGUAUAAUGACGCUGCUGUCCUGGCCAAUCGCCUUACACUUUUUCCGCAUGAAUAAGAGAGUGAGGCAGGUGCUGAUCCUGAGCCUGUAUUUGGCGGUUCUCUUCGCUCUCUAUCUGGUGCCGCUGGGCAUGUAUUCGCCUUGUAUCAAAGAGGAGGGCACGCUGGGGCCGGCGCCAACCCUUAUCGGGCACAGAGGAGCGCCCAUGCUUGCACCAGAAAACACUCAGAUGUCCUUUGAGAAAGCAGUUGAAGCUGGAGGAGAAGGACUGGAGACGGACGUGGCCAUCAGUUAUGAUGGCGUCCCGUUCCUGAUGCACGACAGCACUUUGAGGAGGACGACCAACGUGCAUGAAGUCUUUCCCAACCGGACGGACUCUCCGGCGGCCAUGUUCACAUGGGCAGAGCUGGAGAUGCUCAGCGCUGGAUCCUGGUUUCUGCGGAGGGAUCCUUUCAGAACGGCCUCGUCUCUGAAUGUAAAUGAGAAGAUCGAGGUCCAGAAUCAAACAGUGCCGACCCUAAAGGAGUUCCUCAAUCUGGCUGCUCAGCACCAGAGUCUGGUGAUCUUUGACCUCAGACGUCCGCCUCGAGGUCACCCGUACCGGGACACGUGGAUCACUCGCACCCUGGAGGUCAUACACAACGAAUCCUUCAUCAACUCCAGCCAGGUGUUGUGGCUGCCGGAUGAUCAGAGGAGUGUGGUGCAGGAGCUGGACCCGGAGCUGCAGCAGACGUCUGGAGAUCACGCCUCAAUAGAGGAGCUGCAGGAGGAGCACAUCGUCAGACUUAACCUGCAUUACAGCUACAUGUCCCAGGAGCAGAUACGAAAGUACGCGUCAGUGAACAUCAGCACUAACCUGUAUGUGAUCAGUCAGCCGUGGUUAUAUUCAUUAGCGUGGUGUGCUGGCGUUCAUUCGGUCACCACAAACGCCCUGCACGUCCUGAAGAAACUGCAGCGGCCCGUGUUUCUCAUGACUCCAGAUCAGUACAAUCUGAUGUGGAUCCUCACCAUUAUCGUCUCUGCUUUCUUCAUCACCGCUGUUUUCAUUUUCCACUGGUGGCGAGAGCGAGGUCUGCCGUUCUGGUCCGGCAGUCGACAGGUGAAUGAAAACGGGCCCUACAGCAAGUUCAGGACAGAGCUGAGCGACGUCUGGUCCGUCUCCAGCAUCAGCGUCAGAGGAGAAACACACAACUCACCUGCCACGACAAACCUGCCCACCAUCUGUGAAGAGCCACCCGUCUGAGCACACAACAAUCUUACACAUACUCAUACACACUCUCUCACAGACACACACAUAGAUGCAUACACUCAUACACACACACAUAUUCAUACAAAGACAA
Messenger RNA from Danio rerio (zebrafish), 1900 nucleotides. The record is from RefSeq and is a predicted model, not a curated record. Lineage: Eukaryota; Metazoa; Chordata; Actinopteri; Cypriniformes; Danionidae.